This is a messenger RNA of Vigna angularis (adzuki bean), 2011 nucleotides long. RefSeq lists its product as uncharacterized. Gene Ontology annotation, cellular component: chloroplast. The transcript has 12 exons. The record is from RefSeq and is a predicted model, not a curated record. Gene Ontology annotation, biological process: guanosine tetraphosphate metabolic process. NCBI's taxonomy places the organism in Eukaryota, Viridiplantae, Streptophyta, Magnoliopsida, Fabales, Fabaceae. Bases 18 to 1829 code for a protein of 603 amino acids.
UAAAAGGAUUAUAAGUUAUGUUUCAUAGGUCAUUUUUAUUGUGUGACACUAUCUCUCUUUUCAGUCAUGCUCUACCAUUGCAAAAAGCUCAAGCUGUUGCUGAGGAGACCUUAAUCAUUUGGUGUUCACUUGCUUCAAGAUUGGGACUGUGGGCCUUGAAAGCUGAACUGGAAGAUUUAUGCUUUGCUGUUCUACAGCCUCAAAUAUUUCAAAAGAUGCGAGCUGAUCUAGCUUCCAUGUGGAGUCCUACUAGCAGAACAGGAAACCUGAGAAGAUUCUCUAUAAAAGGCAAUUUGAUACAUUUGAAUGAGAACAAUUCAACUUCUUUCUACAACGGAUCCUUGACAUGCAAUGGGGAUGUGAGUAUGAAGGAUCUUUUGGAAGCUGUAGUACCAUUUGAUAUAUUGUUGGAAAGGAGAAAAAGGGCUAACUAUCUCAACAGUAUUGGGAGUAAUCUUGGGACAUGCACAAAACCAAAGGUUGUACAAGAUGCUGGGUUAGCUUUGGCAUCAUUGGUAAUUUGUGAGGAAGCACUUGAGCGAGAAAUGAUUAUAUCAGCUUCUUAUGUUCCGGGAAUGGAAAUCACCUUAUGCAGCCGGUUAAAAAGCCUGUAUAGUUUAUACAGCAAGAUGAAACGAAAGGAGACAAGUAUUGAUAAGGUAUAUGAUGCACGUGCAUUAAGAGUAGUUGUGGGAGACAAGAAUGGGACUUUACAUGGUUCUGCAGUUCAAUGUUGCUAUAGUCUUCUUGACAUUGUACACAGGCUUUGGACUCCAAUAGAUGGUGAAUUUGAUGACUACAUUAUUAAUCCAAAGCCUAGUGGCUAUCAGUCCUUGCACACUGCAGUUCAAGGUCCUGACAGCUCACCUUUAGAAGUACAAAUAAGAACACAGAGGAUGCAUGAGUGUGCUGAACAUGGACUUGCCGCACAUUGGCUUUACAAGGAAACUGGAAAUCCAUUUUUGUCCAUAGACAAAAUGGAUGAACCUGAAAAAGAAGCAUCCUCCUGUUUCUCCAAAGAUUUAGAGGGAGGAAAUUCUGCAGAUAUUUUAUUAAGCAAAUAUAAGUCAUUCAAGGCUGGACAUCCAGUCCUCAGAGUAGAAGGAAGUCACUUACUUGCUGUUGUUAUCAUCAGUGUAGAAAAUGAUGAAAGAGAAUUACUUGUUGCUGUGAGCUUUGGACUAGCUGCUUCUGAAGCAGUUGCUGACAGAAGAUCUUUCCAUGUCAAGCGAUGGGAAGCCUAUGCACGACUAUUUAAAAAGGUAUCUGAUGAAUGGUGGUUUGAACCAGGACAUGGGGAUUGGUGUACUUGUCUAGAGAAGUACAUACUAUGUCAAGAUGGAAUGUAUCAUAAGCAAGACCAAUUUGGGAGACUACUCCCAACUUUCAUCCAAGUUAUCAAUUUUACUGAGCAAGAAGAAUCUGAAUAUUGGGCUGUUGUGGUGGCCGUGUUUGAGGGCAGACAAGUUAACUGGAUAACAUCUCACUCAAAAUUUGACUUGGUUGCAUCAGCUUCUGCUGAAGCCGGCAUCAAUAACAAGGUAAAGCUUUUGAGAACAAUGCUUUCCUGGGAAGAGCAAUUGCGCUCUGAAGUAAGUGUCAAGCAAACAAAAUACGACUCAAAGUUUUAUGAUCUUCACGGUUCUCUUGGGGAAGUGGUAAUUAUUUGUUGGCCUCAUGGUGAAAUUUUGAGGUUAAAAGCUGGAAGCACUGCUACUGAUGCUGCUCAAAGAGUUGGUUUGGAAGGAAAGUUGGUUUUGAUUAAUGGACAGUUAGUACUGCCCAACACAAAACUCAAAGAUGGAGAUGUAGUUGAAGUAAGAAUUUAAAUUAUUCUUUCUUUGAAAAAUGUAAAUAAUUCUUUAUGGGUAGAGUGUGUUUAAAGUGGAUGGGAUAGAAAUAAUUUUUAUUUUCUCAUUUUAUUUUAUUUGGGGAUAUGGGAUUUCUCGGUGGAAUAACUCAUAAAAAUUCAAAUGUGGUGCUUUAGACUAGAUUCCAAGAUAUGUUUGAU